Coregonus sp. 'balchen' is the source of this 3903-nucleotide messenger RNA. The record is from the annotation of a GenBank genome assembly. NCBI's taxonomy places the organism in Eukaryota, Metazoa, Chordata, Actinopteri, Salmoniformes, Salmonidae.
AUGGACACCCUCUUUGCGUGGAUGGCACACAGUUUGGUGUCCUCGAACAGACCGACCAGGUAAGCCUCGCUAGCCUCCUGCAGGGCUAUCACGGCGGAGCUCUAGAAGCGCAGGUCGAUCUUGAAGAACUGGGCGAUUUUUCUCCCCAGGCGCUGGCAGAGCUCGUAACGGGGAGGCGCUCCUGCGCGCAGACUUGGCGGCUAGCUGCUUCCUGUAGGCUUUGCCACGGGUGGAUUUGCGAGCGGUUUGCUUGGUUCUGGCCAUGGCGCUUGCUUCCUUCUUUGACAGUCGGAGUAUAGCCUUGAAAUGCCCAUGUGAAAUGUAUAAAGCCGGCAGUGGCAUCUGCUGAUUGGACACCAUCUCCCCACCACCCCGAUUGGCCCGUUGCGGAGGACUCCUCUGUCGGUUACUGGAAGGGAUGCUUUUCUUCUUUUUUUUUUAGGACCGCGCGCCCAACACAAUACACUGCGCGCCAAAAACAAUAGUCCACUAAGCGCGUGCGUACAAUAGCACACUGCUGGCCCUUUGCGCGCAAUAAUAGUCGUCAAAGUCAAGAGUGAAAUCUUGUGUUAUAUUUUAAUGCUAGCCUGUUAUCGCAAACGAGGCCAAUAGUACACUGCCUGCACACAACUACACACUGCGCGCUGGCAAAAGCACACUGACAGUCGGGAGUAUAGCCUCGAAAUGCAGAGACGCGCCAUGGCCAGAACCAAGCAAACCGCUCGCAAAUCCACCGGUGGCAAAGCCCCCAGGAAGCAGCUCGCCACUAAGGCUGCUCGCAAGAGUGCCCCGGCCACCGGCGGUGUGAAGAAGCCUCACCGUUACAGGCCCGGCACCGUGGCUCUGAGAGAGAUCCGUCGUUACCAGAAGUCCACUGAGCUACUCAUCCGCAAGCUGCCCUUCCAGCGCCUGGUGAGAGAAAUCGCCCAGGACUUCAAGACCGACCUGCGCUUCCAGAGCUCCGCCGUGAUGGCCCUGCAGGAGGCUAGCGAGGCUUACCUGGUCGGCCUGUUCGAGGACACCAACCUGUGCGCCAUCCACGCCAAGCGGGUGACCAUCAUGCCCAAGGACAUCCAGCUGGCCCGCCGUAUUCGUGGAGAGCGCGCAUAAAUGAGGAUGACCUGAACUCGAAAAUCCCCCAAAGGCUCUUUUAAGAGCCACCUCCAUAUUUCCAUCAAAAAGGCACAAUUGUUCCAUGUAUACACGCACCUCUACAUUAGCCACCAUGUAUGUUGUUCACUAACACGUCUAAAAUCUACGUAUUGCACCUUUUAGUUGCCUGAAGUCUAGCUUCAAUGUUUGUGUGUGUGUGUGUAUAUACUCUGGCAUCAUCCACUUCCUUUGAACUAUAGUAGCACAGUAAAAUGCUUUACAAAGGAGGGGGAAAAGAAACGAGUGAUAAUAUAGGCCGAAUAGUAACAAGAAUUGUGUUCAGAUGAAUAAUUGACACUAUUAGUUGUGUGUAAUAAUAGCCUUGCAUGCAGUCCAGAAAAAACAUUGCAUGCCAACUUACUUUGAAAGUCCCAUGUUGCAGUGCUGCUGAGAGACUCAUGCAGAGGCCAAAACUUUACAGUGGAGCACGGAGUCCAUCUUGUGGUUAAAUGUGGGUACAGCCCAUGUGUGCGCACAUCAUGGUGAUUCCCUUUCAGUAUUUGCUCUUUAGGCCAGCGUUUCCCAAACGCGGUCCUGGGGUCCCCAAGGGGUUUUGCCCUAGCACUCCACAGCUGAUUCUAAUACUCCAGCUUGAUGAUGAUGAGUUGAUUAUUUGAAGCAGCUGUGUAGUGCUAGGGCAAAAACUGGUCCUCUGUAGCUCAGCUGGUAGAGCACGGCGCUUGUAACGCCAAGGUAGUGGGUUCGAUCCCCGGGACCACCCAUACACAAAAAUGUAUGCACGCAUGACUGUAAGUCGCUUUGGAUAAAAGCGUCUGCUAAAUGGCAUAUUAUUAUUAUUAUUAUAAAACUCCCAAAACGUGCCCCGAGUUUGGGAAACCCUGCUUUAGGCUAAUACUAGCCUAUUAGGAUGACUUGGUUCGAUCGCUUUAAUGGCAACUGCUGAACUCUGGUUUUCACUAAUUACUUGUCCCAUGUCACCAUUAUGAAUCCAAUAGCAAAACAAAUGUUUCAAAAUUGCUCAAUAGUGAAAGAAGGGCAGGAAACGAUGGGUUCUCAGCAAUAUUUAUAGAAUAUUUCACCAACAACCAAUCACUAUUCAAGCAUAGACAUUAGGAUCAUCAACAAAUAUUCCUAAGUCAUACUACAAAAGGGUUGUAACGAAAUGGAUUUGUCUGUUCAAUGCAAGUUCAACGUCAAAGAAAAAGUGCAUCACCACAACAAACGUGUCUUUAGAUACACUGUAAAAAAUGACUUUGUGGAAUGUACUCAAGCUAUUACAGUCAACAAAAGCACACGUCAUAUUAUUGAGUAGAUCUUUUUGCUUGUUUUUAUGAGUAGAUAAGCUUGAGUAAGUUGUUUAGAUGUGGUCCAAUACAUAGAGUAAAGAUGAUAGAGGUAAAAAAUGAUUAUAUUACGUUGAUUCAACUCAAAUAGACAUUGUGUUAUUUUACCUGAAUGAUUCAUCCUAUUAUGUAUUUAGACCAAGUCAGAAAAAUGUUCACAUUUUUACUUUGGAUUCACUCAAUCAGAUCCCUUAAGAGAAAAGGUAUCCGGACACCGGGAAUCCAUUUAUUUAAACAUCAACGGUUUGCAAAACAUCUGUUAUUAUGAGAUGAGAAAUUACGGAUUUGCAAUCAACACUGCAGGUAAAUCCUGAUUGCUGCAGGUAGGCAAAACCGUAGAAAUAGGAACUACAACACUAACUAGUAUAGGAUCUCUGUGGGCAGAACCAUUACUUACGAGAGAUACAAUGGAGCUUCAACCCCAUAGACGUCACGGGGAACAAAAUAUUCUCAUAGUAACCAUGGAUACCUACGGAAAUGGAGGCUCAAAUAGCUCGUGUUUGCACUGUGGGAUAUUUUUCAAACUACAAUGCCAAAACAUUGAACAACCCCAAUAAUCUAAACACUUUUACUCGUUUGUUCCUAUAAAAUUUAUCUGUUCACGAGCACUGCUGAUGGAUGCCACCUAUAUUACUUUGGUAAUUUUUCCUUUAACCCAUUAAUGUUGUAGGUGCGCCUUUUUUCAACAGUUCCCAAUAGAAAUCUGUACCGCACCUGCUGCUAUUUCAACCUCUAAAUGGCGGCCUAUGAAAAGCCAAGUGACGUUUACUCCUGAUGUACCGACUGUACCGACUGACCUGUUGCAACCUCUACAACCACUGUGCUUAUUAUUUGACCCUGCUGGUCUUCUAUGAACGUUUGAACAUCUUGGAGAGAAAUGUGCCCUUAAUGGCCACGUACUGUUGUAAUCUCCACCCGGCACAGGCAGAAGGGCACUGGGCACCCCUCAGAGCCUGGUUGUUCUCUAGGUUUGUGCCUUUCUAGGGAGUUUUUCCUAGCCACCGUGUUUCUACAUCUGCAUCGCUUGCCGUUUGGGGUUUUAGGCUGGGUUUCUGCAUAGCACUUUGUGACAUCUGUUGAUGUAAAAAGGGCUUUAUAGAUCCACUUCAUUGAUUGAUUGAUUGAUGGUAGAAUUGUCAAAAUACCAGUGGUAAAAGGUGUGUACCUUGAUGAAACCUCAAAAUGGUACGUACAACGGAUUCAAAAAUGGACAUUACAUUUUACAAUGACAUCCUUCAUUAAAAACACCUAUUUGGUAUCUCUUGUAUACAAAAACACAAUGGAAAAUACCGUGGCAGUGACCCUUUAAAACACACCUUGCAGAAUAAACGUGUCUUCCUUACCCUCUAACCUCUUUAGCCUAGAUGACCGCCACGGGCCCAUCGGGGACGGGGUCCCAGACCGCAAUGUGCUCGAGCCCCGCCUCUCGGUGACCAUCCCCCGGUAG